AUGGGGUCUCAGACUCGUCUCCCCAAUCCUCUCUUUCACCCUUUCCUAUUCGGAUUUCAGAUUUUCCAAUGGUUAACCAAUCUUGUUUUUGCGCCUACUCCUCCAGGGCCCAGCGCACGCCUAGGAAGACCUAAGAUUGCCGUCAUUGGUGCCGGUAUCACCGGAGUAUCGGCGGCAGCGCACUGUAUUGGCCAUGGAUUCGACGUCGUCAUAUUCGAGGCAGGCACAAAAAAGAACCUGGGAGGAAUAUGGAGCAAUGUGAACACUACAUCUAGCCUACAGAUACACUCCGCUAUGUUCAGAUUCCACCCCUCAAUUCGGUGGGAUCGAGGAUAUCCCGACCGUCAGCAGAUCCUCAGCCAAGUAAGGAUGAUAUGGGAGAAGUACGGCCUGGACACGCGGACCAAAUUUGAAACCAGGGUCGAGAAGUUGUACAAGGACGACCAGGGUCGCUGGAUCAUCAAUAACACCGCCAACGGCCGUUUCGAUGGCAUCAUUGCCGCAAUUGGCACCUGUGGAGACCCCAAAAUGCCACAUAUCGACGGAAUUGAAAGCUUCCAGAAGCCUGUAUAUCACUCCAGCCGACUCACAGGUGUCGAUGUCGAGGGGAAGACUAUGAUAAUCAUUGGCGGUGGUGCUAGUGCGGUCGAGGCAUUGGAAUACGCCUUCGAAGAAGGCGCUAAGAAAGUUUAUGUCUUGUCCCGCAGCGACAAAUGGAUCAUCCCUCGCAAUUUCAUAGUCGACAUUCUGCUGUCCAUGAACAUCUGGGGACAAGAGACGCCGUUUUCCUGGAUCCCGGAGCGUCUCCUCAAGCGCUACUUUUACCGCGAUCUACGGGACAUCGCGCCCGACGACAAAGGAAUCUUCACCGACACUCCCAUGGUGAACUCGGAUGUCAUGCACAAAUUGCGCUCGGGUGCCGCGGAGUGGGUACGAUGCGACAUCGACACUUUCCACGAAAACGGCGUCUUUGUCAACAAGCGCGAUAAGGGCGUGCCCAAAGGCGGGCCAGGCAAACGAGUCGACAUCCAAGGCGACAUGCUGGUCAUGGCCACGGGCUACAAGCGACCUAAGCUGGAUUUCCUUCCCGAAGAUUCCUUCCAGGAACCUUACGGACCGCCUAACUGGUAUCUCCAGACAUUCCCGCCGCAGCACCCCUCGAUCUCCGCCAUCAACUGCACUUAUAUCUCGGCCAUUGGCACCGUCGGCAACUGGCACAUUGGCAUCUACACGCGCAUAUUACUCAUGUUCCUCAUGGACCCGCUCACUCGCCCCUCGGCAUUCUGGAUGGAGCGCUGGAUCGAUAUGACCAAGGUCCUGAAGUCCAUGGCGCCAACUGGGGCGUUUGACUUUUUCACGUACCUUGAGCUCCUCUGGUGGUUCACGUUCUGUGUCGCGUUUAACCCGUUCAGAUGGAAGUGGGCGUUCUUCGUCUUCUUCGGCCUGGGUUUGGUGUUGCCUAAGCGUAUUGUGGAGAAGGAGGAACAGGUCCGUAAUGGUAUGGGUAUGAACCAGGGUGCAGAUAAACCAGAUGUUGGUCGCAGCUUCUAA
Messenger RNA from Xylaria bambusicola, 1551 nucleotides. RefSeq lists its product as uncharacterized. The transcript has 4 exons. Lineage: Eukaryota; Fungi; Ascomycota; Sordariomycetes; Xylariales; Xylariaceae. The coding region runs from base 1 to 1551 and encodes 516 amino acids. The record is from RefSeq and is a predicted model, not a curated record.